Molecule: messenger RNA, 1766 nt
Organism: Aspergillus homomorphus CBS 101889
Lineage: Eukaryota; Fungi; Ascomycota; Eurotiomycetes; Eurotiales; Aspergillaceae
Product: cytochrome P450
Exons: 9
Coding region: 17-1567 (516 amino acids)
Molecular function (GO): oxidoreductase activity, acting on paired donors, with incorporation or reduction of molecular oxygen; iron ion binding; monooxygenase activity
Source: RefSeq, a predicted model, not a curated record
GGUCUCGACUGUGAGAAUGUCUCAAUUACUCAUGAGCCUUCGCGAAGGCAGCUCGAUCUCUUCCUGGUAUUGCGAUGCGCUGAUUGAGAAGCCUUUUGUUGCUGGUUUUCUUCAUCUUCUGGUUUUGGCCCUCAGCACCAUCGUCCUACGUCGUCUGUACUUCCAUCCAUUGGCACGCGUACCUGGGCCCCGUCUCGCGGCCUUGACAGACCUCUAUGCCUUUUACUUCAAUUUCCUGCAGGGAGAUGGCUACUCCAAGCAGUUCGAAGGCUUUCACGCCAAGUACAACUCCUCUAUCAUCCGCAUCGGGCCGAAUCAUGUCCACAUAAAUGAUCCAGCGUUCUUCGAAGAGGUAUUUUGCGUCGGGUCCAAGUGGGCGAAGGAUUCUUCGUUCUACCGACACUUCGGUGGGCUAGACAGCAUGAUCGACCCCCAGGACUACCGCAUCUAUCGGAGCCACAUCGCCCCGUUGUACUCGGCGCGGUCUGCCGACGAACUGGCGCCGAGUGUUCUCAAGGAGUUGCAGUUCAGUGCCACCAAACUGCGACGACAUCUCAGCACGAAGGAGCCUGUGAAUGUUCUGCAAAUCUUCCGCACCCUGAGUGCCGAUAUCGUUCUGCGGAUCCUCUUUUCUCACGAUGUAAAUCUUUUCGAUUGUGAGACAUACCAUCCCUUCUUGGAGGCGCUGGAUACGGUGAUGACCAAGACCUGGUUAAUUCUCACGUAUCCGUCCGUGGCCGGUUUCCUGAGCCUAGUGCCAGGCUCCGGAUAUCGGGCUUUUGCGUCUGCCUUUAAAACCUUCACCAAGUACUGCGAAGAAUGGGCGGCAACGGAUGUCCGAAUGGCAAAGUCCUCGCAGGUUGCAUCCCAGCGGGAUUCCCACAUGAAACGCUACGCGCAAAUCGACCCGAGCGACACCAAGAAGACCCGCGCCGUCCUUCAUCCCCUGGAAGACAUCUUCAACUUCAUCGCCGGCGGCAGCGACACCACGGCGUACACCACCGCCUGCGCCGUGCAUUACCUGUUGGCCUCGCCGACGGCGCUGGCCAAGCUGCAGGCUGAGCUCGAUGCGGCAGCGCCCUUCAUCCGCGACAACUUCGAUCACAACAAGAUCGCGAGCCUCCCGUAUUUGGGCGCCGUUGUGAAGGAGGCACUCCGUCUCUCGAGUCCAGUGCCGGGCUGUCUGCCUCGUCUGGUUCCUGAGCCUGGCACGCGAUACGGCUCGAUCUUUCUUCCCCCGGGUACCGCUGUAUCGGUCAGUCUGCUGAGCAUCCAGCAGAACGCACGCAUCUUCCCCGAACCGCAGAAGUUUCUCCCGGAUAGAUGGCUGGGAGACGAGGCGGAGACCACGAGAAAGUGGAAUGUGGCCUUUAGCAGGGGACCGCGUCAAUGCAUCGGUGUUAAUAUUGCGUACCUCGAGCUCCAUGCUUGCCUCGCCUAUCUAUUCUCUCACUUCCAGUUUGCCUUGUGCAAUCCGACCAAGACGGAACUGGAAUGGGUGGACCGAUUUGUCGCGCAUAGCACGAGAGACGUCAUGGUUAGAGUCACUGAGGAUCGCUGGGCGUAGAUGAUUCUUCUUCGUGCUGCGCUGUGGCGUGGAGAGUUGGCGGGUUCCUGCUCGUGGUGGUCUGAGAUAGACAUCUUGGAUGAUUCGUCUGUGAGAUGCUCGUGGUCUGUGUUACUCGCUAGGUUGUCGUGUGCAUAGAAAUUGCAGUGGCAAUGGGAUGGGAUGGGAGGCAUUAGUAGAUGCUAUGGCGUCCAGCUCC